Messenger RNA from Lethenteron reissneri (Far Eastern brook lamprey), 8983 nucleotides. RefSeq names its product alpha-N-acetylneuraminide alpha-2,8-sialyltransferase-like. Gene Ontology annotation, biological process: N-glycan processing; oligosaccharide metabolic process. Gene Ontology annotation, molecular function: alpha-N-acetylneuraminate alpha-2,8-sialyltransferase activity. Lineage: Eukaryota; Metazoa; Chordata; Hyperoartia; Petromyzontiformes; Petromyzontidae. The record is from RefSeq and is a predicted model, not a curated record.
CCUCACAGCGACACCCAACUCCCCACAACUCCCCCCCGCUCACCGCUCACUCACGCGGGGUGACGACGCUCCCGAGGUGACCAAGAGAGACAGAGAGAGACAAGGAGUAGCAUUCCCCGGGGACCUCGUCCACGCGACGCCAUGCUGACGACUCGAUCUCCCGUACUCUUCAUCUUCGCCGUGUUCCUGUCCCUGGGGAUCUGCUACGUCUACUACAAGUCUCCGACUCUCCAAUGCGGAGCGCUUUCCAGCAUGCCACGUGACGUCUUCCAGCACCACCAGCAGGAGAGGAGGCGAGGCGAGGCGACGGCGGUCGAUGGUGAACCCCAGAGCACUGGGGCUUCCACUGACCAAGUCCGACAAGUCGCGGCGUCCACCUCUCUUAGCGCGCGCAACGACACCGAGCCACCGGCGGUGCCCUUGGGCAAGUCGAGACCGAAGAUGAAAGUCAAACUGAGCCCUCAGUGCCGGCAAACCUUGACGAGCAUCGCCAACGACCCUCCGCCAAAGACGUUCAACGAACAGUUGGUGGUGGAGAAGAUUCUGAAGGUUCGUGAUUGUCCCUGGCUCGAGAACCGCACCGAGAUCGACGCCUUCCGGUUGACUCACGCGAACACAACGGGAGGAGCGAGCCAGGUGGUGAUCACGCGAAGCAACUCGCCCAUCAACACGAGCAUCGUCUUCGACCAGAGCAGGAAGACGCUCGUGGUGGACGCCAAAGUCACGAAUCUCUUCCUCAAGGAGUUCCCCGAGCGGAGUGGGCGCUACCCUCGCUGCGCCGUCGUGGGGAACGGAGGGAUCCUCGCCAACAGCUCCUGCGGCUCCCAGAUCGACGCAGCCGACUUCGUGAUCCGAUGCAACAUCCCUCCCGUGGGGGGCAACUUCCAGGAUGACGUGGGAAGCAAAACGGACAUCGUCACCUCCAACCCGACCAUCUUCAUCAAUCGAUUCGAGUCCCUGAUCGGGAGAAGGAAGGAGUUCAUCAGGAAGAUGUCUUCGUACGGCGCCAGCAUCCUGCUCAUCCCCGCCUUCUCUGUAUCUGCGUACACGUCGCUUGCGUACAGGGCCAUAUUUACCCUGGACGACUUUGAGUCCCAGCAGCGCGUGGCCUUCUUCAACCCCUCCUACAUGAGGGCCAUCUCUCGCUUCUGGAAGAAACGCGGCGUCAAGGAGUCGCACAUCACCUCGGGCCUCAUGAUGACGAGCGUGGCCAUGGACCUGUGCGACGAGGUGCAUGUCUAUGGCUUCUGGCCGUUCGUGCACGACCUGCCCACCCCGGUGCAGGUGAAGGAGGAUGAGAGAAGGAGGAAGCCGAAGAGGAGCAGGAAGAGGAAGAAGGGGGCGCAGGCCGCCGCGGCCCCCACGGCCGCCCCUGUCGACCCACCGCAGGGCCGCCAGUUGCACCACCACUACUACGACGACCAGCAGCCCAAGAAGGUGCACUCCAUGCCCAGCGAGUUCGCGGAGCUGCUGAGGCUGCACAGCCGCGGGGUGCUCCGCCUGCACGUGAACGCGUGCGGGGGUCAGUGAUGGUGCCACGGUGGUGGCGGCGGUUCCCUCCAGAACCCGCAUCCCCCCACAUAACCCACGUUCCCCUCCAGAACCCACGUUCCCCUCCAGAACCCACGUUCUCCCACCAGAACCCACGUUCCCCUCCAGAACCCACGUUCUCCCACCAGAACCCACGUUCUCCCACCAGAACCCACGUUCUCCCACCAGAACCCACGUUCCCCACCAGAACCCACGUUCUCCCACCAGAACCCACGUUCUUCCACCAGAACCCACGUUCUCCCUCCAGAACCCACGUUCCCCACGAGAUCCCACGUUCUCCCACCAGAACCCACGUUCUCCCUCCAGAACCCACGUUCUCCCUCCAGAACCCACGUUCUCCCUCCAGAACCCACGUUCCCCUCCAGAACCCACGUUCUCCCACCAGAACCCACGUUCCCCUCCAGAACUCACGUUCCCUCUCCAGAACCCAGGUUCCCCCUCCAGAACCCACGUUCCCCCCGGUACCCAGGUUUUAGAUGCUUCUAGAUGUUACCUACACAACAAGGCAUUGGGAUGCUCUGUUGGGCCCUGUGUACGCAUUUCAUGCACGUUAUCGCGGACCGUGCUUUACCUCCUGCAUUAUAUAUUAUUUAUUACCUCGGCAUGUUUCAAUAACGCGACGUUCUUCGGGAACCGACUACUGCCUCCCGCCGCGUUGUCGGGCAGCAGGACCGUCAAAUGAAUGACAUUCGGUAUUUAUUUAGAAGGUGUUUGAAUAUCUUAGCACAACUCCCGUUUUAUUGCCAGAGAGGGUAAACACCUUUUAUAAUUUUUCAUGCUUUGAUGCUGGCACAAAAGGUAUCUCAUGAUUUAGCUGCUCACCGCGAACUAUACAUGCAACAAUACACGUGCAUUAUCCUUGUGCUGUUCGCCUUUUGGCGUUCUCUGGUCUGACACUGGUAGUGAGACCAGGCCCGAAAGAAGGCUGCUGUCUCUGGUGUAGGCCAAUCCAUUUCAAAGACAACGUCCAUUUUUUAUCAGAGCCAUGUUUGUUUGCAUGUUCACCACAAGUAACGUGUUUGGUUAAUGCGGUGCUUUACUCCUUGGUUCAAACACCAAACAGAUACCUCCUGUUUUAUUGGUAGAAAGGGUAAAGCCUAUUCUGAUUUUUCGUACGUAAUAUGCCGAACUUCUUUCCUACCACCGUACGUAGCCAACCGCGCUAAUAGGAGGUGUAGGGGGGAGGGAAGGACAGCAAACUAAACACAACAACAAUAAUUUCUAAAGGAAGGAACGUUCCAGACGGCCACAGAAACGCGUCCGAAAGCGCCGCGCGGCGACGAUCCGGUGAGUGCCGUCUUCGUUCGACGGCUUGGCCAGAAGCCAUCGCCGCCGCCGCUUGCGAGGAUGACGAGGGAGUUCACGUGACCGACGGUAUGUAGUAGUAUGUAGCUAUUUGACGAGAUUAGCGAGGUGACGCUGAAAAGGUACGCACGGACGGGUUCGUGAACACGUGCACGCACUCACGCGUACGCACCCGCAACAAUAACCACAACAACCACCACAACAACAACCACAACAACGAAAACAACCACCACAACGACAACAACAACAACCACAGCAACCACGACAGCUGUGAUCCAGGGUAUUUAGUCUUUCUGUUUACAAUCCCCUCAAUGCCCUUUCUCGCAUGUAAACUUUACGAUCUCCAAAGCAGGUGUGCAACUUGCGCAGAUACAGAAACUUAAUUUAUUACUUUCUUCGCGGUGUGUAAAGGGUGAUUAUGAUUGUUUUUCGGUGUGAUCACAGUUAGCUAUGCUUCAUGGUGGGAAAAUAUAUGGCAAUUCUGUAAUAUGUACGCUUCCACGGGAAUCAACUUCCCCUGUACAUAGACUCAGCACUGCUCCCCAUAGAGUCAACACUUACCCAUCGACUCAACACUACUCAUAGACUCAACACUGCUACCCAUAGAGUCAACACUUACUCAUAGACUCAACACUGCUCCCCAUAGAGUCAACACUUCCCGUCGACUCAACGCUACUCAUAGACUCAGCACUGCUACCCAUAGAGUCAACACUUACUCAUAGACUCAACGCUACUCAUAGACUUAGCACUGCUACCCAUAGAGUCAACACUUACCCAUAGACUCAACACUGCUACCCAUAGAGUCAACACUUCCCGUCGACUCAACGCUACUCAUAGACUCAACACUGCUACCCAUAGAGUCAACACUACUCAUAGACUCAACGCUACUCAUAGACUCAGCACUGCUACCCAUAGAGUCAACACUUCCCGUCGACUCAACGCUACUCAUAGACUCAACACUGCUACCCAUAGAGUCAACACUUACCGUCGACUCAACACUGCCCACAGACUCAACAACUCCCCUGUACAUUUUAUCAAUCCACCUCCUUAACCUCCUUCCAUUCCUCUCUUAAAUCCUCACCUUUUCUCCAUCGCCCAUUCCCCUUCCUCGUCCUGUCGCCCCUCUGCAUGGAAUCUAUAAUCUCGAACACUCGGCCCUAAGAGUUAGUAGCUGUAGUUUACGUGCCUUAGCCUGGCUCUCCGAAGUCGCAGCUAUUUCCAUCGGACAUCCUCUGCAGCCGAAGCGUGCCCUUCGCAUUUUAUGGGCCUGAGGUGUCUUAGCACUGAACCGUCGGUAAUCGUCGCACGUGCCUUAGACUGGGCCCUCUGGGCUCUCGGGCAUUAACUACGAACCCCAAUAAUCCCGAGCAAGCGGCCUUAGUCUCACGGAGCCAUUUCCACGACGACGAUAGCGAUAUUCCAUUGGAACCUCAUUUGCCAGUAAAAAUAUGAUAAUUGUUUUUUUACCCUUUUAUCUGGUAACAAAACUGACACCUUUUUUUUACAAGGAGUCAUGUUUGCAUAGACCACAAUACCUGCAGUCAUAAUGAAAAGAAAAACAUAACUCUGAUAAUGUAAUGCACUGUCCUUGAAGUUGAUUGGUCCACACCCGAGACAGCUUUUCUUAGAGCCUAGUCUCACAUGGUGUUGGACCAGAUGACGCCAAAAGGCGCACAACUCAAAGACAAUGCACCAUCAGAGUAUGAGAGAUUGGGGUAAGCAUUUACACCAUUGGAUACAUUAUCAGAGUUAUGUUUUUUGUUUGCAUUAUGACUGCAGGUAUUGUGGUCUAUGCAAACAUGACUCCUUGUAAAAAAAAGGUGUCAGUUUUGUUGCCAGAUAGAAGGGUAAAAAAACAAUUAUGAUAGUGAUAUUUAUAUUCUUAGGUUUUUUCGGUAAAGUCACGUAGGUAAAACAUCAAAAUUAAUAAAAAUUAAAUUAAAUAAGCCAGAUCUGGCUGUGACGGUCCCACCUGAUGACGGAGACUUGUGUUGCCUCCGAAACGUCGUGAUCUUUAUUUUAUUUUUAUUAAUUUUGAUGUUUUACCUACGUGACUUUACCGAAAAAACCUAAGAAUAUGAAUCCUUGCAGUCACGAAAGCUUCAAAUCUAGAAAGAGAUAGUGAUAUUAUUUAUAUUGCCACCACGGAACGCUUGGAAUCAUUCGCGGACAGAAAUGACCGCGGGGCCUUGAAGAAAGAGGUGGAGGACCUUUUAAGAAUGGUGGGGAUUUUAAGAAAGGGGUGGGGACCGAUGACAAAUAAGGGCAGGACCUUUAAGGAAGAUGUGUGACCUUUAAAAAAAGGAGAGGAAGAUCUCACAAAGAAUGGCCUGGCGGCAUUACCUGUCAUACGGUCUCAAUUGGUCUUUAAUAAACUAGUUCCCUAGUUUAUUAAAGACCAAUUGAGACCGUAUUGGUCACCCCGUGCCCCUUAUACAUCUCAGAGUUCAUCCUACAAAGUCCCAUCACAAGAGAGAAACACAAACAAAUGGACACAAUUAUUUUCUUGUUUCCGGUAUUGAAACGGCUGUUCUCCGUAUGGACCUGAAAAACUACCUUUCCCUGUACAACAACACGGGGUUAAACCGUACGGGUUGACGGGUAUGCAUUUGUCUGUACGCGAUUUAGCCCCAAAAAAAAAUACACCUCUAUCAUGGAUAACAUUUGCUCUCAGUCCAUCAACGCCAAGGCACUUGCAGGGUUGGUCCCGUGACCCUCCUCCUCCUACUGGCAGCAAGCGUGGCGCGUUCGACGGCACUUCGCGUGGCCUCGGCGUGCACGUGGCCAGGCCUGGCACAGGUCACGUGGGCGGCGCGCGUCACCACCACGUGAUGGCGAAUGGCGGAGGCGUUUGGCGUUUUGGUCGAUGAAAAAAAGUGUACGGGCAAAAAUUUGCGAAGGGAUUUUUUGAGUCGAUGCGCAUGAAGGCGCGUGGUAUGUUGUUGUUUUUUGUUGCAUAACCGGUUACCGCAAUAGGUGGGGUGGGGGGGAACCGGGUUAAACCGGUUAGUCGCACGCAAAAAAAAUGUUGAGAGCGAUAAACAAACAUAGGCACGCGCGCGUGUGUGUGUUUUAGCCGGCGAAACGUGCAAUGAGAAUUAGUUUUAUUUUUAAAAUAUUCUAACGUGCGGACACACACAUAUAUAUAAAUGCUGUAUUAGCUGGUAAAUGUAUAUAGGGGACAGUAUAGAAGCAGAGGGGAAGACAGCAAAUGAAGUCUCGGCGUAGACGCGGAUCGAACGAUCGGAUGCAACUGGGGAGGAGUAAGAGACUCGAUGCGGGUUUGUUGUUGUUACUUAUCUCGGACGAACACGAUCCAUAGACUAACAUUGCCCACAGACUAACAUUGCCCAUAGACUAACAUUGCCCAUAGACUAACAUUGCCCACAGACUAACAUUGCCCACAGACUAACAUUGCCCAUAGACUAACAUUGCCCACAGACUAACAUUGCCCAUAGACUAACAUUGCCCACAGACUAACAUUGCCCACAGACUAACAUUGCCCAUAGAUGUAAAUUGCCCAUAGAUUAAUAUUGCCCAUGAACUAUUAUUGCCCAUAGACUAACAUUGCUCACAGACUAGCAUUGCCCAUAGACUAACAUUGCCGAUAGAUGUAAAUUACCCACAGACUAACAUUGCCCAUGAACUAUUAUUGCCCAUAGACUAACAUUGCCCAUAGACUAACAUUGCCCAUAGACUAACAUUGCCCAUAGACUAACAUUGCCCAUAGACUAACAUUGCCCAUAGACUAACAUUGCCCAUAGAUGUAAAUUGCCCAUAGACUAACAUUGCCCAUAGACUAACAUUGCUCAUAGACUAACAUUGCCCAUAGACUAACAUUGCCCAUAGACUAACAUUGCCCAUAGACUAACAUGGCCCACAGAAUAACAUUGCCCACAGACUAACAUUGCCCAUAGACUAACAUUGCCCAUAGAUUUAAAUUGCCCAUAGACUAGCAUUGCCCACAGACUAACAUUGCCCAUAGACUAACAUUGCCCAUAGAUGUAAAUUGCCCAUAUACUAACAUUGCCCAUAGACUAACAUUGCCCAUAGAUGUAAAUUGCCCAUAGACUAACAUUGUCCAUUGACUUACAUUGCCCAUAUACUAACAUUGCCCAUAGACUAACAUUGCCCAUAGAUGUAAAUUGCCCAUAGACUAACAUUGUCCAUUGACUUACAUUGCCCAUAGACUAACAUUGCCCAUCGAGUGACAUUGCCCACGGAGUAAUCACGGACAGCUAAAUGGAAGCAAGGCGCUCACCACUGACGGAAGGAAGGCACACAUAUCGUGAAGGCACACAUAUCGUGAAGGCACACAUAUCGUGAAGGCACACAUAUCGUGAAGGCACACAUAUCGUGAAGGCACACAUAUCGUGAUAACACCGUGGAGAUGUCAAUAAGUAGUUGCAUCUACUGUUAUUGAUUCGCAUCGAUUGUUAUUGAUUCGCAUCGAUUGUUAUUGAUCUAAGAUUCCAAUAGAUUUGAGUUUAAAUGUGUUAUUUAAAAAAAACAUUACAGACCCUUUGGCCAUCCACUGCUGGAUGAAGGCCUCCGCCCUCCCCACGCCGUGUGAGUCAUGAGGCUUGGUUGACCACACUUCACCAUGCUGGUCAUCCAGCGUGGGGGAGCGGUAGUGUAGCUGUUCGCGCGCUGCGCCAUACAAAUCCGGCGACCCGAGUUCGAUGUCAGCUCACGGCCAACACCGACGGCGAUUACCUGAACUGGUCCUGGGGAGACAAAGGCGGUCGGGCAGGGUGCUGGCCCACCCACCCGCUCGCGUUCCGUGCCUGCCUUCGGAGGUGCUUGCUGACAGCACUUGGCCCCACAGUCUAUUUCACUGGUCAACAACUCAUCGGAUUCCUCCUCCUGCAGUAUAACUAAAUAUACUGGUCAAAAAAAAAAUCAUUUUUUUCUGGCCUGGACUUUUGCAGCUGUUUUAGACUAAUUUCAGGGUGCUGAUUCCAAAUCUGAUCUCAGAUUUGCUCUAUCACAUCUCAUUUCUAUGCUAUCGGCAUACCUCAUUUUCAUUGAUUUUACCCGAAAUUAACUCUGUCACUUAUGAUUGCAAGCUGUUGCGAGUCAGUGACUGCUUUAGUGUUAAAAUACGGUGCUGUAUUUUUAGGAUAGUGUGUUUAUAAUAGAAUUUUAUGCAGAUAUACACAUUUAUUUAAUAUUUUUCUUCUGCAGUUUUUAUUGAAAAUGCAACAUUUGAUAUCUCAAAAACCUGAUGUGAUAGACAUAAACCGAUGCCAGAUUUGGAAUCGGCACCCCAAAAUUACCUUAAACCCGUUGGAAUACCUUAUGCCAGAAAAAGUGUGUUGACCAGUUUCAUGCUUCAAAUUUGAGGCUACACCGGGGGUGUGGGGGGAUCUUUGUCUUCGGAGGACCGGUUCGGAUUACCACUUCGCCACUGAAGUCGGCCGUGAGUGUGAAUCGACCUCCCGAGUCGCGCUCACCACUGCGCCACCGCUCCCCCGGCCAAUGUGUAAUAAAGGUCAUUGAGGCGACUUCUGGAAUCCGGUCUUUAUUCGCUUUUCAUUACAGCACUUCUUUCACGCUGCUGACAGACAGCGUGAGAGGGAUAGAGAGAGAGACGUGUGUAGCCACGUGGCAACUUGGACCCCCGCUCUCACGUGGCCUCCUCCUCCGUUCGUUCCAGUUCUGACCACGUGUUGUUCGUCUCCACCCCUAUUUAAUACCCGGGUCACAUGGUACGUUUCCACCAAUCCUGGUUAGCCUCUAUGGAAUAUUCCAGACUCCAUCGUAGGCUCCCGGGACCACGCCCCUGACUCGUCUCCCCAUUGGCUGUGGCCAAAGCCAGCAGAACCAAUCCUCUACAAACACUGACAGAGCCAAUCAUCGUGACGAGUUGUAAUCCGUCAACGACCCAGAUAUAACCUCACAUUACAAAUGCAAAGACCUCGAGGAUUUUUUGUGACGCCACCCACCUCCAUCGCCCAGUCACUCGAGGUCGCUCCACUGACAAUGUGAAUUGUUUUGUAGAUUCAUUGACUCGCGUUACUUCGCCGUGAGAUGAUAACGACGAGCGCUGUGUUUACGUUUGUGUGUGUGUUUGUACAAUUGUGGGAUCACUUAUCCAGUGGGAAAAUAAAGGGUGGUCGUUUUA